Molecule: messenger RNA, 4167 nt
Organism: Phaedon cochleariae (mustard beetle)
Lineage: Eukaryota; Metazoa; Arthropoda; Insecta; Coleoptera; Chrysomelidae
Source: the annotation of a GenBank genome assembly
AAUUCCUAAAAUGUAGCCUGUUGUAGGUUGUAGGUAAUCUUGUGGUCGAUGAAAUGGUCAAUGUAAUGUGUAUUUAUGGAGAUAAGGGAUAGGGAAAUCUGGUGAAAAUGGCCACUAAAACUUUUCCCGUGGAAAAGUUGGUGCGCGUAGGCUACUACGAGCUGGAGAAAACAAUAGGCAAAGGCAACUUUGCCGUAGUCAAACUGGCUACUCACAUUGUCACAAGGACCAAGGUGGCCAUCAAAAUAAUAGAUAAGACUGUAUUAGACGAAGAAAAUUUAACAAAGAUAUUUAGAGAGACUGCUAUACUGAAAAAACUAAGACAUCCCCACGUUACCAGACUGUAUCAGCUCAUGGAGACAAAUCAAACUAUUUAUAUGGUUACUGAGUAUGCUAGCAAAGGUGAAAUAUUUGAUCACUUAGUUGCACAAGGCCGGAUGUCAGAGGGUGAAGCGAAACGGAUAUUUAGUCAAAUUGUAUCGGCAGUCAACUACUGUCACUCUCAGGGGGUAGUGCAUAGAGAUUUAAAGGCUGAAAAUCUACUAUUAGACCAUAACCUAAAUAUCAAGCUAGCGGAUUUCGGAUUCAGCAACCAAUUCACUGAAGGUUGUUUGCUAUCUACUUUCUGUGGUUCCCCGCCAUACGCAGCUCCGGAGCUGUUCCAAGGACUGAAAUACGAUGGACCUAAGGCCGAUAUAUGGAGCAUAGGAGUAGUGCUGUACGUAUUGGUUUGUGGGUCUCUUCCAUUCGAUGGCCCCACGUUGAAUGCCCUACGGAACGUAGUGAUAGAAGGCAAAUUCAGAAUUCCCUACUUCAUGUCACAAGAAUGCGAACACCUGAUCAGACACAUGCUGGUGGUGGACCCUGAGAAACGUCUCACCAUCGCGCAAAUCGUCAGGCACCGCUGGCUCAGCGAAGCCCCACCUGUUGACGCCGGCCCAGAAAAGGACCUGCAGCUCAACCGCACGGUUAUAGACCACAUGCUGCAGCUGCCCAACCUCAACCAGAACAUGAUAAUGCACUCGCUGAAAACCAACUCGUUCGAUCAUAUUUACGCUAUUUAUAAUUUGCUGUUGGAUAAGUUGCAUCAAAGGACGAUGGAUUUCCAGUCGCAGGUUUCCAGAAGGGUGGAUGAUCAGAGGAUGGAGAGGGAUGAAGCAGCGGAACAGAUGUACGGAAAGGUCCCGAAAAUAAACGAGCGCAGCGAAUCGUUCAACGAGACCCGUCUGAUACCGCAUCUGGCGCAAAAUCUCGACGUUUCCGGGCGUACGGAAGAACCGCUCAACUAUCGGCGAGAGAGCUUCAACGAGAACUACCUGCGAGCGGUCAGAGACGAGACGAACGAACGGUUAAGAGGCUCGCAUGCGGCGGGCGAAGAUGGCGGCUCUCCGUUCGUGUCGAUGCCCGCCAUUCCGGCCGUCUAUCUGGCUGGAGACGGGGAAAAUCAGCCGCUGGAAAAGUUUGGAGAAAUGGAAUUGGACACCAACGAAGAAACAGUCUCCAUGAGUGUCCCGUCUACGUCUACCACAGGCUACAGCAGCUGUACCUCUUCGACUGGAGAUAAAUAUCUCACUGCGAGAAGACAUACAGUCGGUCCUGGAGACUCAGCACACGAACAGGUUCUGGAAAGCCACUAUCUGCCACACCCUCACCACGAUCCUUCGGGGGGGAAAAUGCUCCCUCACACCAACCUGCCCCUGAAUCUCACCACCAUGGCGCAGCAGAACCCCCACUAUUAUUGCGGCAAGGAUCCCCAUCUGCUGAAACCCCCUGUGGUACUUUGUGCUGCUGGUGGGUUCGGCAGAAGAGCCUCAGAUGGCGGGGCGAACCUGCACAUGGCUUGGGGCGCUCCCGGAUCGCACGAGCAGCUGUCCAUGAUGUCUUCGAGUUCCAGCGGCAAUCCGAGUUUGAGCAGCGGUACCGGUACACAGCCUUCGGAACAUAACCAGCAUGUAUUGGACGAAUUGGCAGUGGCCAGAUACAUGCAGGGCAGAGGAAAUACCAAACGCCACACGAUGGCCAGUACUGAAGACGUCCAUUCCAUGCAAUCGACGACAUCUAGUGGAACGAGAGUUAGACGUACUGGUCUUCUGACAGUCACCGAAAGGCCGGUAAUACCACCAGAGGUCGUGAUGGAGGUAGAGGCACGCAUGAAUCGCAACUAUAUGCCUGCAAUUUUGCCGACUCGCAAACAAUCCAGGCACUCUAAGCCGCCAUUGCCUACUGUUCGAGAAAUGCAAGCCAGAGAACAAAAAUCGAGCGAACGAUUCUCGCCGGUUCGCAGAGGCAGCGAAGGGUCGGCUAGCCGCACUUUGAGCCCUUCGAUGCCGCAAGAGGCACAACGGAUGCAGAGGGCGCUGUCGUCGAGGAACAGCCCGCCCAGAUCGAUACCAGGCUCGCCCAUCCACCACCAAAAAUUCCUGUCGGACCGCACGUCGCCCAUCCACCAGUUCUACCACCCCGUACCAUGCGAAUCCACCACCACCACCACCAACCCUGCCAUGUUGCCGGAUCUGCAACCCUUCAGCGCGUGCAGGGAUCCCACCCUAGGUCUGCCGCCCGAGCACUACCAGCAACUCACGUACGGCCCUUACGACAAUUCGAAUAGGGGUGGCGUCUACGGCUACGACAACGUCAACCGCAGUCCUUUGCAUUCGUCGCCCUAUACGACGGUGCACAAUUGUGGGAGUUCGCCGAUCGGUCAGGGGGUGUUCAGUCAGGUGUCCAACUUGGGAUUGUAUUCAGGAAGUAAUUCGCCCAUUUUGAACCCGCUGCUCAGUCCAAAUAACUCGCCAGUAUUUGGAGGUUAUGGACAAACUACGCCUGGCAGUAGUAUAUCUUCCAUAACACAAGGCAUAAGCGGCCUGAACACGGCCAGCACCGGCUCCAUCACCCAGGGCAUCCCCUCUACUACCCUGCAGCAGCUCGACGCGCGCAACCAGCAUCCGCCCGCCGACGAUUCGAAGAUGAUGGACACCGGCCAGCCGUACCUGCCCUCGGCGGCGACCGCCUUCUUGCCCAACGCGCCUGCGCCGAACCUGUUGCAUCUGUUGGGCGGUCACAGGAGUCUCACCAAUUCGCCGAUCAGUAAUCCGGGCAGUCCGGGGCUGGAUAUGAUCCAGGAGGAGAUCGCCGUGCAGCGGGUGGAGCAGGCUGGUCGGCCUCAAAUUUCUGUCACGGAUGUGUUGGGUAGCGAAGUCACCUUGGUAGCAGCCUCCGACACCUCGGAGGACUCGAUGGACAGCCUGGAAAACCACAAACUCGCCAAAAUACCCUCCUUCAUCAUCUCCGAACCCUCGGACAAUUCCCCGUCGAUAACGCGCGGCAUCGGCAGGAAAACCAGUCAGGAAAGCGAGCCCAAACCGCAGGAAAUGGAAGAGUUGUUUUUGAGGAGGAAUUCCGACAAGAGUUCAUGCUAUUCGGACGAUUCGCUGUCCAAUGACAGUUUGAGCAUCGGCAAUCAGAGCCCGAGUUCCAGUUCCAACACGCAAUCUAGUUACGCAUUUGACAGCGACAUACGCAACAGGCCCAUCGACAGCUACGAGAAACUCCAGCUGGACAGAGAGUUGACGAACGCCUCUGGCGCCGAAAACUUCCAGAUCUUCCAGAGCCUGAAGACCGACCUGGACUGCCGCGUGCCUCCCACCAACUUGCAUAAAAACUCCGGCUCGUACGAGUUCGAGUUGUCCGACGUCUGCUCCAAGUUGCACUCGAACGACAUCCUGGAGAUGGUCAAAAAGACCAUCAACGACCAGAUACCGCCCAAGACCUGUCUGGGACCGGAGGAAAUCAGCGACAGGUUGAGUUUGGAGUACGAAGGCGGUAUUCAGAUCGAACUGAAAAUCGUGGAUACGCCGAGGGACUCGAAAGGACUGAAAAUGAGACGGAUAUCAGUGUAUGCAAUAGCCUCUUUCCGAGUUUCAAUAGAAGAUGAAAGGGUUAGAACUGCUUCUUCAAAUAUUGUGAUACGACCCUCAACCAAAGUUUUAUCUUCUACCACUUUUGAAAUUUCAUCGAGUUUUUCUUCACUAUCGAUAAAAAAAUGUAACGAUUAUAUCAUGUAGUUUCCUUUCAAAUGAUAUGUAUAUUCGGCACUUGCAUAAUAAAGGUUGUAAAGAUUAAUAUUUUCUGUCAAUUGGAAUCUGUGAUGUCAAUAAACUAAUUACA